This is a messenger RNA of Olea europaea var. sylvestris, 1500 nucleotides long. Its product is annotated as transcription factor MYB3R-1-like. The record is from RefSeq and is a predicted model, not a curated record. The transcript is spliced from 3 exons. Lineage: Eukaryota; Viridiplantae; Streptophyta; Magnoliopsida; Lamiales; Oleaceae. The coding region runs from base 149 to 1192 and encodes 347 amino acids.
UGAGUUCUGACAUGCUGGGAAGCUCAUUUAGUAAAUCUUUCCCCUUUCCAAGUGAACUUCCUCCUGAAGAUGGUUUAGGGACAAAGAUCAAGUUCUAAUUUCUGCAAUCCCUGACAAUGGUCCUUUUGCUUCACAGUCUUGCUGUUCUAUGAUUUCUGACAUGCUGGGAAGCUCAUUUAGUGAACUUUUCCCCGUUCCAAGUGAACUUCCUCCUGAAGACGGUUUAGUCAUGUACGGUAUUGAUACUUAUCAGUUGAAUGAUUCCUUGGAUGGAAAUGCGAAGCAGAAGUCUGUUCUUGAAGAUGGUUGUUUUUGCUGUGAAUAUGGAUCUGAGCAGGCAAACUGUUCACAGAAGCUAGUUCCAAUUAAUGGUUUUGCCUUAGCCUCAAAUUAUGCUCAAAGCUGUUUUUCCAGGGACAAAGAUCCAGUUUUAACGGAUGAACAAAAUGAUUGUGGAGCUUUAUUCUAUGACUCCCCAUGCUUUCCAAGCUUGGAUAUUCCAUUUUUCAGUUGUGAUCUUGUUCAACCUGGCAGUGAUAUGCAACAAGGGUACAGUCCACUUGGCAUUCGCCAACUGAUGAUAUCUUCCUUGAAUUCAUUCAAAUGGUGGGACUCACCAUCUAGGGAAGAUAGUUCAGAUGCUGUUCAGAAAAGUAUUGCCAAAACUUUUACAGACGCACCAUCUAUACUGAAAAAAAGACGCCGCGAUCUGGUGUCUCCUCUGUCAGAAAACAGAAGUCUGAAACAGCUUGAAAGUGACUUGAGGCAGGACUCACUAUCCAACCUGUCCAUUGAAUGUUCUGGAUUAGAGGCCGUGUGUGAUGAAUGUGUAGACCAGAAAGUACUUAUGCUGUCAUCAUCUCCAAAUGACAGAAGAAACUCUGAAUCUACUUGGGUAGAUAAAGAAAAUGUGAUUCCUGAUUUUGAAGAGGGGAGAGAGGAGGGCAACAAAAGCUUUGUAAUUUCGGGAAGCAGAAUGCUACAGAAAGAAUUAAACAGCAGUGAGUUUAUGAAGAUAAAACAACAGAGUGCAAUAAUGGAUAUCAAAAAUAUGGCUGGAGGCAAUGAUUCAGUAAAAACCGGGCGCACCCUUGAUUUUAAUGAGUGUGGGACACCGGUGAAGAAAGCUGAAAAGUUGUCUAGCAGCAUUGGUUGCUCAAGUCCCUUCCCCCAUCUAAAGAGUUUCAGGUAAAAGGCGCUCAUAGCCGAGGCAUUGUGCUGUAAAAUCUGAGAGUCUAUACAUAUGUCUCCUUAGAUUAGUGUAUGAAUUGGUUUAUUCCAUUGUAAUGCUCUAAAAUCUGAGAGUCUACACAUGUCUCCUUUGAUUAGAGAGUGAAUUAAUUUAUUCUGUCGUUUAAAUUUUGUCAAAGUGUGUGGAGUUAUUAUAUGAAUUAUCUAUAGGUAUUGUUUUGCUGAAGUAUUAUCAUGGUUAAAUCUUUGGUUUCACAAUGUAAUUUUCACUACAACGAUCAUUUUAAAUGAUUUUGGGCUUGUCUAUUA